UCCUUCACAUGUGUGGCUCAGAGUCCUUCAGCUGUACCUUCACACCAUCUCGUGCCCUUUUUGUGGGUUUGUGCAGAAAUAUGUGGAGAUAAACGCAUAAAAAUACGCGCGCAUCUUCUGUGAGGACACGUGAUCAGGAUUCCGCACAGUUAGCACGAAAAUUUCAGUAUGAUGUCACUACUGAAGCUGAAGCCUGCGCUGACCUCUCUGCUGUCAGUUUCCCAUCAUGCCUUGCUCCCCUCCCUGGCAUCCCGGGCGGCGAUGGCGACUUUAAACCAGAUGCACCGAGCCGGGAAACCCAAGCGGCCUCCCCCCGCUCCAGGCGCAACAUUCGGGCGACCGCAGCUCAAAGCCGUGGUGCUCAAAACCAUGAUCCGAAAACCAAAAAAGCCCAACUCGGCAAACAGGAAGUGUGCUCGUGUCCGGCUGUCCAAUGGGAAGGAGGCAGUGGCAUUUAUACCUGGAGAAGGACACAACCUGCAGGAACACAAUGUGGUUCUGGUCCAAGGAGGCCGGACCCAGGACCUACCUGGGGUUAGGCUGACUGUGGUCAGGGGCAAAUACGACUGUGCACACGUGGUCAAGAAGAAACAGUGAAGUCAGGACUUGGUCUGGACCUAGUUUAGACCUGGCUGGUUCAGACCUGGUUCAGAAGAGGCUGCAGAGACUUGUAGACUGGUGGCAUCUUCAGUAUAAAACUGUAUAUGUGUUUAAGUGAAACAGACUAGAGUGAUGGCCAUGUCUGACUCUGAACACAUGUUUUUCAGGUUGAUGAAGUCGUCUGAAAUAAUCCUUCUGUUGCAUUGUCCUGGUGCGCUCCUUCAGACAGUUAGUCUGUCUCCCUCUGUUGGCACAAAUGUGUGACAACAACACUUAAUAAAGGUUUAUUUCAUGUUUUAUCAUUAAUAGUUGUUAUAAUUGAGUAAUAAUGCACAACAGUGG
Periophthalmus magnuspinnatus is the source of this 942-nucleotide messenger RNA. It is a transcript of the gene mrps12, whose product is annotated as mitochondrial ribosomal protein S12. The coding region runs from base 169 to 597 and encodes 142 amino acids. Gene Ontology annotation, biological process: translation. The transcript is spliced from 3 exons. The record is from RefSeq and is a predicted model, not a curated record. Gene Ontology annotation, molecular function: structural constituent of ribosome. Gene Ontology annotation, cellular component: small ribosomal subunit; ribosome. NCBI's taxonomy places the organism in Eukaryota, Metazoa, Chordata, Actinopteri, Gobiiformes, Gobiidae.